ACAUACUAAUGCAGCAUACAACAAUCGAAGACACACUAGCAACAUCAUCCACCAUUCAUCAACCUUUAGCUCUUGAACCAGGCUCAUCAACAUUCAACAAGGUCUCACGAAGAACAGUUUUAUAUCGUUUUGUUUGAUUAUCAAUUUGUAACGCUAUGCUAUGCUGCUUUCUCCUGCAAGCCAAAUGCAAAUGUAUGACUUCCUCAUUUCAGUAAAUUUUAUUUCAGUUUCAAAGCCCUGCAACGCGGGCAUCAAUACUAUCACUAUAUACUGCACAGAUGUACUAGUAAUACAGUACGAGUGUAUCAUACAUCUAUAGUAAAACUAAAGUAUAUCCAUGGAGAAAGCAGAAAUAACACGUGAGAUUGAAGAAACAGAACAAGAGGAAGAAGAAAUUGAAGAUUUGCAAGCAAGGCGGAGUACAAAAUUACCUAAUAACCUUAAUCCAAAUCACAUCAAAGAAGAUGAUGAUAACGAUGAUUAUAAGCAGCACAAAAGUGCAAAUACUAAUGGCGAAGUUGAAGAUGAUGUUCAUCUCAUACCUACAUCUAUCCAGGAGCUUAAAACGAUUGAUAAUGGAGGAAUUGACGUCUCGGAAGCGGAAUUGUAUCAACAAGUUGAUUUCGAUAACUCGGUGAAAUGUACAGGAAUUACUACUGAACUAUCUUCAAAUGGACACAGUGGCACUGAACAUACUGAUCCUGGGAAAAUUGACGGUGACUGCGUAGCAGAUGUAACAAAAAGUAGUUUAAAUAUUGGAACUGGAGAAUUUUUGAGCCAGGAAAGUGAACUUGAACAUGCAAAACAGCAUGGCAGUUUGUCAGGUUCCAGUCUCUCGCCUUCUGAAAUUUCUGUAGAAGAAGAUAAAACAAGUUUGAAUUUCUCUAACUAUAUAGCAAUACAUAGUACGGAAACUGACCAAUUAUAUGCAAGUGAUCAUCAUGAAGCCACUGAGUUGGAUGUUGAAAGAGUUUUGAGGAAACAGGAUACACAUGACUUGUAUUGUCCAAACUGCAAUUCUUGUAUCACCAAAAGGGUUAUUAUCCGGAAAAGGAAACGCCGACUUCCAAAUUUAGGCGAAGACGGUAAGCGUAACAAGUUAGAGAACGUUACAGGCCCUGGCCCAAUUUCGACAUCCGUGCCAACAACCAGCGAUCCAUCUCACAAUACAGUUGAUAAUUGUGUGGAUGAUAGUGGAGCACUUGCAUCUAAUAAUAUUGAUCAAGUUCAAGAACCAGAUGUAUUCAGAUGCUUAUCUUGUUUCAGCAUCUUCAUUCCCUCAGGUAAUGGCUUUAAGUUGUUCCGCAUGAUUAGAGAUAAGAGUGACGAGGAUAAUUUGCAAGAUCCUCCACAAACACAAGUUUUGAAGAAAAGCUGGUUUUCUACUCUUUUUCAGUCAGAUAAAAGAGUCAUAACUAGUGCAGAUGUGGAAACAGAUGACACUGAAGUGCUUAUUCCUUCAAAGUCCACGAGGCAACAAAAUGGUAGUGUCUCAUCAAUGCAUGUAUCUUCCUCGCAUGCUUAUACAGAUUUAAAUGGAGAACCUGUAAAGAGUAGUAACAAAGAAUCUGUGGAAGGUGGAACCGAUAAUAUAUCUCCUCAAAAAAUCAGUCUGGCGGAACCUGGAAGCAUAAAUAAUUGUAAAGAUCAAGUUUCUAUGAACUUGAAUGAGGAGAAUGGGGAAGCCUCACCAAACAAAUCUCCCUCACAUGAAAUUUACACUGAUGAAGGAAGUGUCUGGAGUGAAAUUAGUGGAUCCAAGGAAGGUGGCACUAAUGUUUUAUCACCUUCAUACUACGAGGCGCCGCUUAAUCGUCAAGGUGAACAUCCAGAAAUAACUCUGGCAGACAUCCCACCAACUUCUACCAGAGAAGCUGCGGAACUUUCUACCUUUAAACCUCAAGAAAAUGGGCUCAAGUUUUUUAUCCCUUUUGGCGUCAGUUCUAUUACUGUUGAGACUUCCAAAACAGACCAAAAGGUCAAUGGAACAAUACCAAAUAAAGGUUCAGAUGAGAAGGAUACGGCUUUUCUAUUACAGACACCUUUAUCAUUCCUUGAAGAAUCAUUCACAGACAGCAAAGUGAAUGUAACUCUAAGUAUAUCUCCUCAAAAUGAGCAAAUUGGUGGUGCAUCCCUUCUAUCUGAAUUUGCAACACAAAUCAAAUUUGGAGAAGUUACAACAAAUAAUAAAGAAAAUAUCUAUUAUUCUGAAGAUUAUCGACAAACACACACAAAGAAAGCAGAGGCAUACACAGAUGAACCCUUGAAAGCUGAUCAAACUGCCCCAAUUCCAGUAAUCCAGAACAAUCUAUUACUUCAUGGAAGACAGAUUAAUCUUAGAAACACCUUUAAGGAUACAGCUGCUCAAAAAGGUUCAGUCAGUGACACAAUAAUGGUGGUUGCAACCAGUCAAACUGAAGACCCUGAUGCUCAAAGAGUGCAGGAUUUAACUAAUCCAGCAGAAACUGAAAAUUUGCAACAUCUUGAGACUCGAAUCCAAAUAAAUGAACAAAGCGACAUAUCUGCAGAAGGAAUUCGGGGUCUGGAGAUUAUAAAAAGCAUUGUGUAUGGAGGAUUAGUGGAAUCAAUAUCAAGCCUCGGAGUUGUGUCAUCGGCGGCUGGCUCUGAUGCUGCCACAUUGAAUGUUCUGGCUCUGGGAUUGGCUACUCUUAUUGGAGGGCUAAUUAUUAUUGGUCACAAUCUUUGGGAACUGGAAAAUGAUAAGAAGACGGAAGCUUCUGAUCAUUUAGAUAAGCGAGUAGACAGGUACCAUGAACUACUGGGCCACAGAAGAAAUUUUCUACUUCAUGCAGUCUUUGCUGUUCUAUCAUUCCUUACAUUUGGCUUAAUUCCUCCUAUUACCUAUGGCUUCUCUUUCCGAUCGAGUGAUGACAGGAACCUCAAGCUUGUAAUGGUUGCAGCAUCUUCGCUGUCAGCCAUUAUUAUACUAGCCUGUGGAAAGGCAUAUGUUAAGAGAACACCAAAAUCUUAUAUGAAAACUGUACUGUACUGUGUUAUGAUGGGGCUGAUGGUCUCGGGCAUUUCUUAUGAAGCUGGUAACCUGAUCAAUAUGUUCCUGAAGAAGCUUGAUGUAUUCCAUUCAAGCUUUGUUGUCACGCAAGAGACUCGAGUAAUGAAACCAGGGUGGGCAUCCUAUUGAUACAGUAACAUGGCUCAGGCCUAUGACAAUGCUGAACAAGCUCUUUACAUGUAUACUUACUGGGCUCGUAUUCCCCAGCUUAACAAGUGGUCUUUCACAAGAGAUUAACCUUCCAUGGAUAAAUUAAUGUUGCUUCUUGUAAUCCUCUCUAGCCAUCUUUCAAAUAACAUUAUGUUUUGCCAUGGGAAUCAGGUAAUUUAACGUGACAGUUAUCAUCACAGAUUAUCUACCACUAAAGGGAACAGUAACAUUGCAGUAGUUGAUUGUUAUGUUCUAAAAAAUGCGAUGCCAAAUAUUGUUGAAGAUUGCUACAGGCUACAGAGUAGAGGAAUACAUUUAUGCUCAGCUCGGUGCAGCAUUUCGCGUAUCUUCCUCUUACCAAACCACAUUUUGCAAAAUCCAUAUCCAAUAAAUCGCUAAUAACCCCACUGGGUUAAUUCUAGUCCAUAAGAUGUAUCUUCUAGAGAGGUGCGCAAAGAAAAAGGUGACAACCUCAAUUUCGUCAAAAAGAUAUAUCUUCUGGAGAGGGGGUAAAUAAAACGGCCGCAACCCUCAAUUUCUUCAAGGGUGGGCUAAUCGCAGAAAAAUUACGGAAUCGGGCCAGGCAAUUAAGCAACAUUUAUUUGUUUUUUGUCACGAGCAUCCUUACAUUUACGAAUAGAGGCUGGUUUUCUACCAGCAUACUGGGACCACAUUUUCUGAUUACUCAUGAUCAAGUCGUUCCUUCCUGUGAUCAAAAUUUACAUAACAAUUUCGUCAUUUGUCUAAAUUUAUUUUUCAAAAAUAAAAGCUUAUUUCUGGAGAAAAAUAUUUAUAAUUCUACCUUUUCCUAAAAUAAAUCCUUAUUUUUUCUGCUAACUAGCGAAUAUAAAACACUUAACAUAUAUGAUAUCUAUCUAAAAAAAUUACUCCCUCCGUCCCUCUCAUUUCUUUACAGUUUUUUCACACUGCUCGACACGCAUUUCAAGACGCAUAUAUAAUAUAGUUCUAUAACUUAUUUUUUGAAAUUUUCCUUUUUUGUAUAAAAAUUUGAAUAUCAAAUCUUUAUUCAGAAGAAAAAAAAAAGUUCAAAAUAAUUUAUUGAACUACGUUUUACGAGAGCAUUAGAAUGCGUGCCGAGCCCCCGUCUCCCGAUGUAAACAAAUGAGGGGGAUGGAGGGAGUAUAAAAUAAUACAUUUUUAAAAAAAGGGAAGCCCUUAAAUUUUCAAAAAAAAAAAGCUCCUGAAUGGAAAUUUGAUAUCCAGCAUUCUUCUAGACACAAUGACAAUUUUAUUAUAAAACGGAUACUGGAGAGAUAUUAAAACUCUACAUAACAUUUGUCAAAAAAAAAAAAAAAAAACCUCUAUAUGACCAACUAGAUAAACACAUAAACACCAGCCUUUUAAUUUAUUAAUAAUUAGCCAAAUGCUGUAUAGUACUGGGAUGGGGAUUUUUACCAAUUGCAAGUCGGAAAUUCAACACUGGACUAGUAAAACACAAAGGCAAGUAUAAAAUACUUAAAGAGAAACAUCAAAAACUGUAAACUUGGCUUUAUUAAUUAUUAUAGCACCUGAACAAUUGCACACAGAAAAUGUUAUUACAUUUACAUGUUCACAACAGAUACCAACUCUUAAAAAAAAAAAAAAGAA
Daucus carota subsp. sativus is the source of this 4789-nucleotide messenger RNA. RefSeq names its product membrane protein of ER body-like protein. The transcript is spliced from 9 exons. NCBI's taxonomy places the organism in Eukaryota, Viridiplantae, Streptophyta, Magnoliopsida, Apiales, Apiaceae. Bases 338 to 3160 code for a protein of 940 amino acids. The record is from RefSeq and is a predicted model, not a curated record.